Molecule: messenger RNA, 2077 nt
Organism: Solanum pennellii
Lineage: Eukaryota; Viridiplantae; Streptophyta; Magnoliopsida; Solanales; Solanaceae
Product: nicotinate phosphoribosyltransferase 2-like
Exons: 15
Coding region: 209-1885 (558 amino acids)
Biological process (GO): NAD+ biosynthetic process
Molecular function (GO): nicotinate phosphoribosyltransferase activity
Source: RefSeq, a predicted model, not a curated record
AAGUAACCCAAACAUCAAUCCAAGCCGCCAGGCGUUAAGUGGAGUGCGCCUUUUCAGUAUUCUCUAAAGUUAAAAGAAGCAAUGAAUGAAGCUUUAUUAAGUCCGAUCUAAUCCUUGGCGCUCUAUAUAUUCUUAAGCCAACUUCGUUUGUAACGGUCUCAACAUAUUCUCCCUGUUCUGUAAAACCGAAUUGCUAACCCUAGGAUUUAUGGCUGAAACUAUACCUAAUGGCGGGCCUGAGAGUGCCAAUAUUGAUGGACCGACCAAUCCUAUGGUUACGCCUAUUUUAACAGAUCUCUAUCAGUUUACUAUGGCCUAUGCUUACUGGAAAGCUGGAAAACACAAUGAACGAGCUGUGUUUGACUUGUAUUUUCGGAGGAAUCCGUUUGGUGGUGAAUAUACAAUAUUUGCUGGUUUAGAAGAGUGCAUAAAGUUUAUUGCUAAUUUUAAAUUUACUGAGGAUGAGAUAGCUUUCAUCAGGUCAUCGUUGCCAUCGUCAUGUGAGGAUGGCUUCUUUGAAUACCUUCGAAGACUUGACUGUUCAGAUAUUGAGAUAUAUUCUAUUUCUGAAGGAUCAGUAGUUUUUCCCAAGGUACCGCUGAUGAGGAUUGAAGGACCAGUUGCUGUGGUUCAACUACUGGAAACACCAUUUGUAAACCUCAUAAAUUAUGCAUCACUAGUUACUACUAAUGCUGCAAGACACCGUUUCGUUGCUGGAAGGUCCAAAAUAUUGCUUGAAUUUGGGCUUAGGAGAGCACAGGGUCCUGAUGGUGGUAUAUCAGCAUCCAAGUAUUGCUACAUGGGUGGAUUUGAUGCGACAAGCAAUGUGGCAGCUGGAAAGCUGUUUGGAAUCCCACUUCGUGGGACACAUUCCCAUGCCUUUGUUAGCUCAUUUCUGAGCCCAGAUGAGAUCAUAGAGAAAUCACUUCAACAUCAUAAUGGUUCUAGUGUUUGUGAGGAUUUUGUUAGUCUGGUACAGACAUGGCUUGAUAAAUUAAAGUGGUCACACUUAUUGGGUGGAAUUUUCAGCGAGACAAAUCAAAGUGAGUUAGCCGCUUUCGCCUCGUAUGCACUUGCAUUUCCUGGAAGUUUUUUGGCCCUUGUAGACACUUAUGAUGUCAUGAGAAGUGGUCUUCCAAAUUUUUGUGCAGUUGCUCUUGCACUUAAUGAUUUGGGGUAUAAAGCAGUGGGCAUUAGACUAGACUCUGGUGAUCUUGCUUAUCAGUCAUGUGAAGCUAGGAAAUUCUUUUGUGCUAUUGAGAAAGAAUUUGGAUUGCCUGGUUUUGCAAAGACGAGUAUCACAGCUAGCAAUGAUCUUAAUGAAGAAACUCUGGAUGCACUAAAUAAACAAGGUCACGAGGUUGAUGCAUUUGGUAUUGGUACUCAUUUAGUUACCUGUUAUGCUCAAGCUGCUCUUGGUGUUGUUUUCAAGUUAGUUGAAAUAAACAAUCAGCCUAGAAUCAAACUCUCUGAAGACGUAUCAAAGGUCUCUAUUCCAUGCAAAAAGCGGUGUUACAGAUUGUAUGGGAAGGAAGGGUACCCCCUUGUAGACAUAAUGACUGGUGAAAAUGAGCCACAUCCCAAGGUAGGUGAACGAAUUUUAUGCCGCCACCCAUUUAGUGAAUCUAAAAGGGCAUACGUAGUGCCCCAGCGUGUUGAGGAACUUUUAAAGUGUUUUUGGCCCGGAAAGUCAGCUAAAACAAGAGAAGACCUUCCUCCUCUGAAGGAGAUCAGGAAAAGAUGUAUUGCACAACUGGACCAAAUGCGACCAGAUCACAUGAGAAGGCUGAACCCAACACCAUACAAGGUCAGUGUAAGUGCAAAGUUGUAUGAUUUCAUCCAUUUCCUCUGGCUCAAUGAAGCACCUGUUGGAGAGUUGCAGUGAACCAUGAAUGAGAAGUUUGUGUCUUCUAGGUUUCUUGUGCAUCUUUUUCAUCAUGUAAACUGAAAUUUUACGUAAAGUUAUUAACCAAAGAGAAGUCCUUUCUUUACUUUUUUUACCCCGAUGAUGUUCCGUGUCAAUUGUAUAAGCUUCCUUGGAAGUUUGUAAAGGUCAAUAAAAGUGCAUUUGUAUUUU